Aspergillus sclerotioniger CBS 115572 is the source of this 667-nucleotide messenger RNA. RefSeq names its product YciI family protein. Lineage: Eukaryota; Fungi; Ascomycota; Eurotiomycetes; Eurotiales; Aspergillaceae. The coding region runs from base 64 to 444 and encodes 126 amino acids. The record is from RefSeq and is a predicted model, not a curated record. The transcript is spliced from 4 exons.
CAUCCCUCUCUAUCCCACUCAAGACAUCUAUUCUAUCCCCAGAAUAUCAAAAUCCAUCUCAUCAUGUCCUUCCUCCGGCUCUCAACACGGGCUCUGCCCACCCAACUCCUUCGACCCCAACACAUCGGACUCCGUACCGUCGCGACAGCAAGCAAGAAGGAAUGGCUGUGCAUUCUACCCGACAAUCCUGAUGCCUUGGAGUUGAGAAAGCAGGUUCGACCAACUCAUAUGGCCGGAGUUGGCCCUCUGGUCCAGGCGGGAAAGCUGGUCGCUGGUGGCGCAAUGCUGAGCUCGCAUCCUGAAGAAGGCGAGGAUUUGUCUUUCAAGGGAAGUAUGCUCAUUUAUACGGCUGAAACGGUCGAGGAAGUCCGCCAGCUUGUUGAGGCUGAUAUCUAUGCCAAGAGUGGCGUUUGGGAUAUGGAGAAGGCUCUGGUUGUUCCGUAAUUGUCGGCUGUGCGAGAACCGUUGAAGAAGGAUUAAGUGUAGGAAGGAGAGGUGGUGGGUCUUCUUGAAGGCAAAGAGUGGCUAUUUGGCCUCGAGGUGGCAGAAAUAGGGAUAGUAUCGAUUGUAUCUGAUACUCUUGCGGAUCCAUAUGUCAAUCGUGACUGUGAUACCACCCAUUUUUCCCUGAUGUCUGGUUCGCCGAUUGAAAGCUUUACGAAUCUAG